ACCCAAGUAAUACCAGUAGUAUUCUUGCAUCCCAUAUAUAGAAAGAGAGAAAUGCUGAGGUGCUCUGCUGUUCUUGUGCUUGUUAUGGUUUUACUUGUGCAUGCAACUGCACGUACUGUCCCCGGCGGUUACAGCCAGCAAAUGGUACAUGAUGCUGUGCCGAAGGAUACUAAAAGUGAUUGCACGAAGACAGAGCAAACGUUUGUGCAUGCAAGUGCACCGAAGGCAGACUCUCCUAGCGGAAAUGGCCUUGAUGACAAAAAGAAUUUCAUCUAUGGUGGCAUUGGUGGGUUUGCCGGGAUGGGUGGGUUUGCCGGGGUGGUUGGAGGGAUCCCUUUGAUUGGUGGCGUUGGAGGGAUUGGAAAGUACGGUGGAAUUGGAGGCGGAAUUGGUGCAGCACAUGGGUUAGGUGGUUUGGGUGGGGCUGGAGGUCUAGGAGGUGUAGCUGGUGGGGGUGCUGGUGGUGGGGCUGGUGGGGUUGGGGGUGCUGGUGGUGGGGUUGGAGGUGCUGGUGGUGGUGUUGGUGGCGUUGGUGGUGCUGGUGGUGUUGGUGGUGCUGGUGGUGGGGUUGGAGGUGCUGGUGGUGUUGGAGGUGUUGGGGGUGCUGGUGGUGGUGUUGGAGGUGCUGGUGGCGUAGGUGGUGCAGCUGGCGGUGGCAUUUUGCCAUGCCCUUAAAGUACCAUACGUACUACUUGCAUGCAUGUCUAGUGCAUGUUUCAGAUUCAUAGCUAGAUUAAUUAAGUUGGCAUGUGUUGUAGUUUUAAUUUUUAAUGUCCCAAUGCAAUAUAUAUUGUUUGGUAUUUUGAUCAUGGUUUUCUACUUAAUUUCUAGCGCAAUGUGUCUGCAGAGACAACAAUGGGGUUGUCAGUUGUACCUUUUUUAUGUUGUAUUUCUCAAUUUAUGUUUCAAUUAAUGAUAGCUCUUUCGCUUUUAUGCAUUAUAUAUGCUGUCUUUGAUCCUAUAGUACAAUUGUUUGAUUAAAAAUUCAUGUGACAC
Messenger RNA from Rubroshorea leprosula, 996 nucleotides. The record is from the annotation of a GenBank genome assembly. NCBI's taxonomy places the organism in Eukaryota, Viridiplantae, Streptophyta, Magnoliopsida, Malvales, Dipterocarpaceae.